Aspergillus nidulans FGSC A4 is the source of this 1260-nucleotide messenger RNA. RefSeq lists its product as uncharacterized. The transcript is spliced from 2 exons. The record is from RefSeq and is a predicted model, not a curated record. Gene Ontology annotation, molecular function: GTP binding. Lineage: Eukaryota; Fungi; Ascomycota; Eurotiomycetes; Eurotiales; Aspergillaceae. The coding region runs from base 1 to 1260 and encodes 419 amino acids.
AUGGCGCUGGACGAAUCUGAAGCCACUGCAAGGACGAAGAGGUGCCUCGAGAGGAUCAAGAGCCACGAUAAAUCAUCGGCCAAAGUUAUCUUUAUCUUCGGCAAGGAAGGCGUCGGGAAGUCAUCACUAGCAGAGAAAAUCACCCAAGUGACAGGCCUUGCUGGUAACGGAGCAGCUGACGUCCCGCCGUCCGGCCCAGGCACGGAAAAAUGCCAGAUAAUCGACACGGAAAUCAACGGCACCACAUACUUCAUCGUCGAUACCCCCGGCUUCUACGACGAAGCCAGCCAGUGGCACAUAUUCCACGACAUCGCCGACACAUUCAACCAGAUCCGCGGGCAUGCAGUCAUCGCCGCAAUUUUCUUCGUCACACCAAUCAAUACUUUCACGCGCCGCCUCGACGAGCUUGAACAGCGGCUCUACGCCUGGCUUACCGAGCUCUGCGGCGAGACCUUCUUCCCCUACCUAACCUUCGUCACGACCUUCUGGGAAGGCCAGACAAAGGCAUACAACGAGCGCCUCGAGGCGCGGAAGCGGGCUGAGUGGGCGAGCUUUCUGCUUCAAGGGGCGCGCACAUACCAGUUUGGGAAGAGACACGUUGAUGGGUUUGAGAUGGAGGAGGUGCUGAGCUGGGAUGUCGACGCGGACGAGCUGAGUAAUCAUGCUAGGAAGAUGGUCGUCCGGCACUGUCGCAACGACUCGUCUUCUGUCGAGCCUUUGUUUUUGCGGGAGCUCAGUUCGGGUGUAAGUCUUGACGCUACGUCCGCGGCGAAGAUCUUCCGCCCAGAGUCCUCUACUUCUAAUACUGGCACAUCUCAAAAGCCUCUGACUCCCGACAAUGCAAAACCUGCGAACAGCAGGAGGCGGGGAACGGGCAAUAAGACUGAGGCCUCUAGUACAUCGCAGCCUGCAGAGGGGUUUUCCCUUGUGCAGAAUAUAGUCCGCGAACUUGGGCGAGGCGUAGGAGACGCACUCAUGAGUUAUGUUCCCGUCAUUGCUCAGAACAUGAUCGCAGGUCAGCUUGGUGGUGGUGGUGGUGGUGGUCUCGUGUUGCGGAGGAACGGCGGGCCUGGGGCGAUGGCAGCACAGGGUUUCGACAUAAACUCGUCCGUGGACACGGCUAAGUUCCUUGGUCUAUCAUCGGACUUCGAGAGCAGGAAGCGGUUAUAUACUGAGCUUGGAGGGCCGGGUAUCUUCACGGGAAGUGCUGCUAAUGGUGAUUGGCUGCGAGAUCAAUUCUGGCGCAGGGCUAAGGACUGA